Messenger RNA from Marasmius oreades (fairy-ring Marasmius), 1924 nucleotides. RefSeq lists its product as uncharacterized. Gene Ontology annotation, biological process: carbohydrate metabolic process. Lineage: Eukaryota; Fungi; Basidiomycota; Agaricomycetes; Agaricales; Marasmiaceae. Gene Ontology annotation, molecular function: hydrolase activity, hydrolyzing O-glycosyl compounds. The record is from RefSeq and is a predicted model, not a curated record. The transcript has 6 exons. Bases 33 to 1844 code for a protein of 603 amino acids.
CACCAUGCCUCAUCACUCUCAACGAGGUCCCCAUGGCCGAUUUCCAGCCUGCUCAACGUUCGCGCUCUCAUCGUCGUCGUUCCAGCCUCGUUUCUGACCCUUUCGACAACUCUUCUGACUGGAGCCCCGUUUCUCUAUAUGCUGCUCGACCUCCACCCUCGUCGUUCCCGGCAUUUCCAUUCCAAUCUCAUGCUGGAAAUCCAGACCCAGGGACACCCAUUCCUGGCUUGUCUUCGCGUCGCUCGUCCUUUGAGUCGACUCCUGGCGAUCCUCGGUCCCCCUCCUUCGAUAUUCAGCCUCCAAACCCUCCAUUCAAGACCCAAUCAGAACAGGGACACUCGAGCAGCGGGGCGUCCACCCCAAAUUAUCCGAACCGAGGGAGUGUAGGGUUUCAACCAAUGUCCUCUUCCACGAGCAAUUUACCAUCCACGAAUUCACGUCACUCUUUUCGUGCCCCGUUUCUAGCCCCGUCGUCAAGACCCACUUCAUCUCUGUGGUCUCCUCCGUCGGUCCCUGAUCUACACUCCCAACUGCCUUCCACGAGUUCCCCUGUAGGCUCCACAACUGCGUUACCUGCCACCAAACCCCCUCUUCCUUCCACCAGGUUAUCUCAACCUCUCACAAAGUCAGAUAAGCCUUGGUUAUCUAAAUCUCGAUCCUUUGCCUCUCCCAGUAGAGAUCGGCUAAGUUACUUUGUUACCUUACUAUGCAUCAUUCUGGGUGUGGGUGGUGCAGCAGCUCUGUGUUUCUUUGGAACAAGACCCGACUCCAUCCACCGUCUCGCCGAUAAUGAACUGUGUCUUGUCCUCAAUGAGCAGUUCACAGGAGGUGAUUUAGACACUUCCGUUUGGAAAAGGGACGUUGGGCUCGGGGGCUUUGGUAAUGGCGAGUUUCAGGUCAUGACCUCUUCGUCUGAUAACGCAAAGAUUGUCAACAACCAACUCUACGUCAUCCCCACCCUCACCUCCGCGAGGAUUGGCGCCAACAGCAUUUUUGACGGUUUCCACUACACCGCGGAUGGGUGUACGACGCCGCAGAAUAAAUCUACGUGCGAGGUCAGAUCCAGUGCUAAUACGUCUACGGUCAUUCCUCCUGUCGAAUCGGCACGACUCACUACAAACGGAACGAAAACAAUUAGGUAUGGUCGUGUCGAAGUACGUGCCAAACUCCCACAAGGCGACUGGCUGUGGCCCGCAAUUUGGUUAUUGCCCCAAGAUAGCAAGUACGGCCCGUGGCCUUUGAGCGGUGAAAUUGACAUCAUGGAAUCCCGCGGGAACGCUCCAAACUAUCCCUUCGAAGGUGUCGACUGGAUUCGGUCAUCUCUGAAUUAUGGUCCUCUUCCCGGAGUAUUAGCGCAGUUGACCUCGUCUGUGCCAACAAAACGUGCAAAAGCUGGCUUUGCAGAGGGAUUCCAUACAUACGCCCUGGAAUGGUCACCAAAGUUCAUGAGACUGUAUAUUGACACACGGUUACACGCCGUCAUGGAUCUAUCGACUACGAAAAGUAAGGAAUCCUUUUGGUAUAGAGGUGGUUUUCCACCUACCGCUCCAAAUGGUACUUCCAAUUCUCACGUUGUCGUUGAGAACAUAUGGGAGCAAAACGGGGGAGGAUUGAACGCUCCUUUCGAUCAAGAUUUCUAUCUCCUUAUCUCCCUUGCUGUCGGCGGCACGUCGGGCUGGUUCCCUGAUAAUUUGGGUGGGAAGCCGUGGGCAGACGGGAGCGUGAAUGCGAUGCAUGAGUUCGCGAAAGCGGAGGGGGAGUGGAGUAAGACAUGGCCGGAGAAUGUCGACGACAAAGCUUUUAGAAUCGACUACGUCAAGAUGUGGCAGCUUGGAAGGUGCUGAACAAAUUAUGGCACCAUUACCUAUUAUAUUUUUUGGACAGAAGCGAAACACGAUAUAACGAAACACGGCACAGGACAAUG